This is a messenger RNA of Cadophora gregata, 1155 nucleotides long. RefSeq names its product vesicular-fusion protein S17. NCBI's taxonomy places the organism in Eukaryota, Fungi, Ascomycota, Leotiomycetes, Helotiales, Ploettnerulaceae. The transcript is spliced from 4 exons. Gene Ontology annotation, biological process: intracellular protein transport; SNARE complex disassembly. Gene Ontology annotation, molecular function: syntaxin binding; soluble NSF attachment protein activity. Gene Ontology annotation, cellular component: vacuolar membrane; SNARE complex. The record is from RefSeq and is a predicted model, not a curated record. The coding region runs from base 114 to 992 and encodes 292 amino acids.
GAGCUCCCCAGGUCCAACUCCUGCCACAUGUGACUCUCGAAACACCAAGGAGAAUCGCAUAACUCGUUACAACUCUAUCGCAACUAUCCGAUAUAAUCAAACAAUCCGCGAACAUGGCACAAGAUCCCAGAGCACUGCUGCAAAAGGCAGACAAAGCAGCUUCCGGUGCUGGAGGAGGAUUUAGUUUGUUUGGAGGGAGACAGGAGAAGUGGGAGAAUGCCGCGGAUCUGUAUACACAAGCUGCGAAUGCAUUCCGCAUGCAGAAACUCAAUAAAGAAGCUGGUCAAGCCUUCGAGAAAGCAGCGAACAUCCAAACGAACAACCUCAAGGAGCCAGAUGAUGCAGCAAAUACACUCACAGAAGCCUUUAAGGUAUACCGAAAGUCUGACCCACUAGACGCCGCUAGAUGUCUAGAUGUUGCGAUCAAUCACUACACAAUGAAAGGUAACUUCCGACGGGCAGCUACACACAAGCAGAAUCUGGCGGAGGUGUACGAGACGGAGAUUGGAGAUCAGAAGAAGGCCAUUGAGAGCUACGAGUUGGCUGCUAGUUGGUUUGAGAAUGAUAAUGCGGAGGCUCUGGCAAACAAACUCUACCUCAAGGUCGCAGACCUCGCAGCCCUAGAAAGCGACUACUACAAAGCUAUCGAGCAGUACGAGAAGGUCGCUGCCUCAUCCGUAUCCAACAAUCUCAUGAAAUGGUCCGUAAAAGACUACUUCCUCAAGGCCGGCCUUUGCCACCUUGCAUCCGGCGACCAAGUAGCCACCAAGCGAGCCCUCGACAAGUACAGCGAUAUGGAUCCUACGUUCCCCAGUCAGCGCGAGAGUCAAUUGUUAGUGGAUCUGUAUGAGGCGGUGGAAGCCGGUGACCAAGAAGCAUUUGCGGAUAAGCUGUUUCAGUAUGAUCAGAUGAGCAAGCUGGAUAAGUGGAAGACGGUUAUUUUGUUGAGGAUCAAGAAUGCCAUCGAGGAGAAGGGAGAGGACUUCUCGUGAUUGUAUGCUACUUUAGAGGGGUAGUAGGCGUUUUUCUUUUGAGUUAUGGGUGGAACGACAUAUUUUGCGAGAUCUUCAUGCAGUGCAUAUGACAGACUGGCAAGAUUUCUAUUAAGCACAAUGUGGGAGUCUGGAUGCCGUUGCCGAAAGGCACAUAUAAUGU